Messenger RNA from Fusarium poae, 345 nucleotides. RefSeq lists its product as uncharacterized. The record is from RefSeq and is a predicted model, not a curated record. Bases 1 to 345 code for a protein of 114 amino acids. The transcript has a single exon. Lineage: Eukaryota; Fungi; Ascomycota; Sordariomycetes; Hypocreales; Nectriaceae.
AUGGGACGACGAGAUACCUACUCUGAACCUCCUCGAGGCCACCGACAAUCUCGUCGACAACAACCCGAGGCUCGUCGUGAACACAAGCAGUUCCAAAAAGAGAGAGGCUUUGACUGGACACCAGGCCUUGUCCUCGCCCUCAUAGGCGCUGUCACCUUUCUGAGCAAAGACUUUGAGAAGUACAAGCAGAGGCACGAAUGGCGCAAUGAAGAGUCCCAGGACAACGGAAGCAGAGAUGAUGGCAGAGGAAGGAGGAGGUAUCGAUCAAGCAGUCGACGUCCAGACUACUACGAGGAUGAUGACGAUUAUUAUUACGAUCGGCGUAGCAGAGGAUACAGUCGUUGA